Molecule: messenger RNA, 708 nt
Organism: Paramecium pentaurelia
Lineage: Eukaryota; Ciliophora; Oligohymenophorea; Peniculida; Parameciidae
Source: the annotation of a GenBank genome assembly
AUGUUAAAUUGUUUACCAUUAGAAAAUAUAUUAGGUGACCAAUAUCAAUAAGUUUAUCGAGAAUAUACUGAAUUAAUAAAUCAAACAAUCUUAUUUUACACUUGGUUGGUGAUGUUUGAGUAAAAUUUAAAAAAAGAUAAUGUGGAUUAAUAAUCUAUCAAGAUUAUUUCUAUUUUUAAAGUACUUUUUUGUUUUGGUUACCCAAUUAAUUCAGGUUUAGAGAUUAUAAAUCGAAUAGUAAAUUCUAUUUGAUCUAUAUUUUAGAUAUUCUAAAAAGAAAGAGAAUAUCAAGUUCUUUUAGGAUUAGAGUUACUUUAUGGAAUAGUAUUUCUUGUCUAAUAUGGUUUGUAUAUAAAAUAGAAUGAAAUCAGAAAUUAGAAAACUAAUGUCAAUUAUAAAUAGCAUGAUCCCUUUGAUGAUGAAUUAACAGACACAAUAUAAAAUGAAAAUAAUAAUGAAACUGUAAUUUUUGACUAUUUCAGAUUUUCUGUUAUAGCUUGUUUAGGUCUUAUUAUUAACACUAUAGUGAAAGUUUAUUAAUAUGAACGAUCAAGUAUGAGUUAUAUAAAAUAAACUGGAAUUAUUGUUGUUUAUGUAAUAUUCAUUUCAAAUUUGAUUAAAAUUGCUGAAGAAAAAUAAAUAGAGCAUAAAACCUUUUUGGAGUUGAGUAACAGACAGACUAGAAGCGAUGAUCCCUUAUAGGUUUGA